AUGGGAUUUUGGUCGUUGUUGGAGGUGGCUUCUAUGCCAGUGAUUCAAGUUCUCAUCAUAAGCCUUAUUGGAGCUUUCUUAGCCACUGAUCGAUGCAAACUCUUCCCUGUCGAAUCCCGCAACUCCAUGAACAAGGUGGUGUAUGUAUUAUUUGGACCAGCUCUCAUGUUUGCAAAUUUGGCUCAGACCGUCACACUCCAGGACAUCAUCUCAUGGUGGUUUAUGCCGGUGAAUAUGGGACUUACAUUCUUAAUCGGAGGAAUUCUUGGGUGGAUGGUUGUUAAAAUUCUGAAACCACCUCCUUAUCUUGAAGGUCUUACUGUUGCAACUUGUUCUUCAGGAAAUAUGGGGAACCUACCAAUCAUACUUGUUCCAGCAAUCUGCGACGAGGACAAGAGUCCAUUUGGUAACCGUAGUGUAUGCAGAACCGUAGGCCUCUCUUACGCAUCUUUCUCAAUGGCGCUUGGUGGUUUCUACAUAUGGACUUACACAUUUCGGCUUAUUAAAGGGUCAGCAAUGAAAAUCAGAGAAAUAGAGGAAUCUGAGAAAGCAGCAAUUAGAUCAUCCAAUAGUGACUUAGAGGCUGAUCAAACGACAAAACUCCUCGGUGCAACUGAAGACAAGAAGAAUGUACUGGCAGUAAAGGAAAAGACAGGGUUUUGGAGAAAAGGUCUAGAGUUGGUGCAUGAGAUACUUGAGGAGCUUCUUGCUCCACCAACAGUUGGUGCAAUUAUCGGUUUCAUCUUCGGUGCAGUUGGAUGGCUUAGAAAUCUUAUCAUAGGUGAUGAUGCUCCUUUACGAAUAGUCCAAGCCACUGCAAAACUUCUUGGAGAUGGGACCAUUCCUUGUAUGACGAUUAUACUAGGAGGAAACCUCAUUCAAGGUUUACGUUCUUCAGCAGUCAAACCAGUGGUUGUACUUGGAAUAGUCUGUGUUCGGUACAUCAUUCUCCCAAUUAUCGGCAUUGGCAUUGUGAAAACAGCUGCGAGUUUCGGACUUCUUCCACCGGAUCCUUUGUUUCAGUAUGUUUUGAUGCUUCAGUUCACUCUCCCACCUGCCAUGAAUAUUGGUACCAUGACGCAGCUGUACAAUGUCGGGCAAGACGAAUGCUCAGUGCUCAUGCUUUGGACAUACUUGAUUGCGAUUCUGGCCUUGACUGUUUGGUCCACAAUCUUCCUUCACUUGUUAGUCUAG
Messenger RNA from Microthlaspi erraticum, 1194 nucleotides. Lineage: Eukaryota; Viridiplantae; Streptophyta; Magnoliopsida; Brassicales; Brassicaceae. The record is from the annotation of a GenBank genome assembly.